AUGGCUAAUGAGGCCAAUGCACAGUGCGAUGCUCUCGUGGCGGCCGGCUUAGGGUCACUGGUCCUCUUUCCCUCGGACUCGGCAUAUGCCGCACGUGAGGCGUCCUACUGGGCGGCGAAUGCCCGCCUAGGCCCGACAUGUAUCGUGCAGCCCAAGACCACGGCAGAUGUUUCCAAGGUGCUCCUGGUCCUCUCAAUCGCGCCUGGGAACUUCGCCGUCCGCAGCGGUGGUCACUCUCAAUGGGCCGGAGGCAGCGACAUCCAUGACGGCGUCACCAUCGAUCUCGGCGCCAUGAGAAAUGCUAGUUAUGAUGCCACCACCCAACUGGUGUCGGUUCAACCCGGCCUCUCCUGGGUGGACGUGUACGAAGAGGUAGAAAAGUACGGGCGCGGUGUCACCGGUGGGCGUGAGUCCACCGUCGGCAUUGCUGGGUUCUUGACCGGUGGCGGCAACUCUUAUUUCACCGGACGGUAUGGCUUCGGAUGCGAUGAGGUCGCCAACUUUGAGGUUGUCUUGGCCACUGGCCAGGUGGUCAAUGCCAAUAAAAAGACCAACCCGGAUCUCUGGAAGGCAUUGAAGGGUGGCAGUGGAAAUUUCGGUAUCGUCACCCGCUUCGACCUCAACACCUUCCCGUCGACGGACGUCUGGGGAGGAAUGUCCAUCUAUAACAGCAGCGCCACGGAACCGCUCAUCAAGGCACUAGUCGACUUCACUAGCAACAACAAGAACUAUCCCCAAGACGCACACAUUCUCAUUUACCAAUACGACCCUACCGCCGGCUCCGACAUCAUUGUCGCCACCUCGAUUGUGGACACCUACGGCGUUGUUAACGCCCCUGCCUUUGCAGAGAUUCAGGCAGUACAGCCGCUCGUUGCUGACUUGGAAGUGCGAACCAUGAGCAAUCUCGCGUCCGCGUUUGUGCUACCUGCCAAUCAGCGAAACAUCUGGUUCACCCUCACGUUCAAGAACGAUGCCGCAGUGGUCCAGAAGGUGGUUGAUCUCCACGAGCAGCUGGUUGCGGAUCUGAAAGCCGCGCUUCCUGCCAGCGACUUUGCAACGCGAUGUCUUUUCCAGCCUCUGCCGGCCUUUUUCGCCGAUCGCUCGGUUGCUCAAGGCGGAAACGUCCUGGGCCUUGAUUCACAAAAGGAUGACAUGAUCCUGUGGCUGGGAAAUGGCGUGGUGUACUCCGAAGCCAAUCAGCCGUUGAUGCAGAGCAAGAUGGCCGCCUGGAGCUCGGCCAUCAGCUCUUUUGCGAAAGCGCAAGGCAAAGACGUCGGCUUCGUCUACCUCAACUACGCCGACGGCAGCCAAGACCCACUGUCGACCUAUGGAUCGGCCAACAUUGCCUUUAUCCGCAAGGUGGCGGCCAAGUACGACCCUCUGGCUGUGUUCCAGAGAAAGGUACCUGGAGGAUUCAAGAUCUCUCGAAUCUAA
Molecule: messenger RNA, 1434 nt
Organism: Capronia epimyces CBS 606.96
Lineage: Eukaryota; Fungi; Ascomycota; Eurotiomycetes; Chaetothyriales; Herpotrichiellaceae
Exons: 2
Coding region: 1-1434 (477 amino acids)
Molecular function (GO): FAD binding
Source: RefSeq, a predicted model, not a curated record